Messenger RNA from Oncorhynchus gorbuscha (pink salmon), 6279 nucleotides. RefSeq names its product FHA domain-containing protein FhaA-like. Gene Ontology annotation, biological process: protein homooligomerization. The coding region runs from base 1530 to 3077 and encodes 515 amino acids. The transcript has 2 exons. The record is from RefSeq and is a predicted model, not a curated record. Gene Ontology annotation, cellular component: membrane. Lineage: Eukaryota; Metazoa; Chordata; Actinopteri; Salmoniformes; Salmonidae.
ACAAAGUACACAUUUUUUUUCUUCAACAAAGUAUACAUAUGUUUGACAACUCAAGGCGCCGCAAUGUUUCUCGGUCGCGUAUAGUCCUGCAAACCACAGUUGUACCGUAGAAGUAUUGUAAAAUGGGGCCAACUUAAGACAGAGGUUCAGUCCGGAAAAGGGUAGGGAAUACCCCCUUUUGUUUUCGUGACAUGACUGUGAGUGACAUGUGCUAGGCUACAUGAAGGUCAAAUUUGAAAAAUGCUAUUAUCCCCCAAAAAACGUAGCAUAUUUAAGUGUGUAUUUUGUUAAUAUCCACGACUGCUUGGCUACUUCAACGGUGUCUUCACCAAACAGAUAAACGGAGUAUUAAAAUACUUACCCAAGACGUCAGCGGACCUAUGCCGGGCAAUGAAACAAGCGUCAUCCCCGUAACACAUCCCUUUCUUCAAGAUCCCCUUACGAAAGUCUUUCCCAAAUCCGCAGCUAGCGGUGACCAGACUGUAGUCCCGACCAUCAGUUUGAGAGAGUCCGCCAAGGACAGCCCUCGCAACCAGUCUGCCAUAGGAGAGUACGGAUAACAUUCCAAGAGCGAGCGGCCGUCUCUACCUGCCGAGACCUUCUCUCCACUUUCGACGUCCCGUGUCUACUUUUGGAGACUAUUCUUCCAACAUUCGUUUUGGAUAAUUCUGCCACUGAAUAAAACGCACGAGUCAGUAGACCGAUAACACAAUCGUAAAACUGGUCGCCGGCGUUUGUCCAAUUCUUUAUAGGGUGAAAUUGCACAAUUUGCACUGGUUCUUUAAGUUUUGGUGGAUUUCAUUGACACGGGUCCUCCGGUGUGCACCAUCCUUGCCGACAUGUUUCCACAGUCACACACAAAUACACCCGAAACACAGCUCAAUACUGGUCCUCCAGUCUUGUGAUUCGUUUGCCCGACGUCACAACUAAUGCGCACGCAAAUGCAGGCUCUCCCUGCUCUCGGUAGCAAAUCCAUUUUAGGAGAGUUGCGCUUUAUUUACUUGUCAGGAACACCGGGAGUUCAGACCCUCUGUUAAAGCCUACAUCAGUGCUUCGUGCGCCGAGUAGUUUGAAUUGCAAAACAAAGCCAUCAUUGAACUCCUUGCCUAAUUAGACGAAAGGCACAUUUCAAGCGACUUUAUGUAUGACCUGGAUAGAUGGCAGCAUUCGUGCAAAACUGAAAGCCACUGCAUUUAAUCAUUGCAAGGAGACUGGGAAAUGGAUGUGUAGCCUACAAACAGACCAGUUGCGACCUCCAGCAAUCAAAGAGGAAAAACGACAUUACAGGGACAAGGUGGAGUCGCAAUUCAAAGGCUCAGAUACAAGGCGUAGGCUGAGGCAGGGACUCCAUACGGAUUUACAACGGGAAAGCCAGCGCCUCGCGCCGAGCGAGCUAAACACCUUCUUCGCCCUCUUCGAGGAAAACAGCAUUGUGCCCCCGACGAAGUCGUCCGCAUGUUUCCCAGCCGAAACAGUUCGUAGAGUUUGUGCAUAUAUUAUAACGAUGUUUUGGACUUCGGGCAUUCAUCAUGGGGAAGCUAUGUGAGCUGGCCUUUGUGUCUCUGGCCCUCCUAGCUCUACUUCAUACUGACUCUACAUGGGCCAAGAGAAGUGUCAGCAGUAGCAGCAGCAAAAAGUCUUCAUCCGACAACAGGGGUUCAGAAAAAAAGCCAUCAAAAACAUCAAACACGCAGACAGGAAGCUACCCCAGACAACCACAGAGCCCCAACAGGAACCCCAACUCAUACCCAGCAGGAGGUAGUUAUCCAGGGAGAGGUACCAAUCAGAACCAGAACCCAGCCGGUGGAUACCCUGCUGCAGGUGGAUACCCUGCUGCAGGUGGCUAUCCUGCUGCAGGCGGCUAUCCUGCUGCAGGUGGCUAUCCUGCUGCAGGUGGCUACCCCAACCAGCAGUAUCCAGGCAGAGCCAAUCCUGGGGGAAAUCCAAACCAGAACCCUGUAGCUGGAGGAUACCCAGCUGCUGGUGGCUAUCCCAACCAGCAGUAUCCAGGCCGGGCAAAUCCUGGGAGUUAUCCAAAACAGAUUCCAGCAGCGGGUGGUUACCCUGCAGCAGGAGGCUACCCCAACCAGAACCCAGGGAGAGGAGGAGUCAACCCGGGAUACCCAGCUGAAGGUUACCCAGUAAGAGGGGGAAAUACUGGCUGGGGGCAGGCAGGGGGCUACCCUGGUAGAGGGAUGGGAGGAGGUUACCAACCCAACUGGAACCCAAACAAUAAGAUCCUCAGUCCUCGCUAUGGUUAUGGAGGUGGGCAUGGGGGUAUGGGAGGUGGCUCUCCAUUCUCACGCUCAGUUCAGAAUAUGGGGCACUACCCAUCUACUCAGUCCAAGGGCUUUGCUAAGAAGGCUCUUAUGGCUGCAGGGGUUGGGGCCGUGGCAGGUAUGGCAGUAGGCUAUGGCCUUGGGCGUUUCCCCCGCCCACAUUUCAACUUCCGCAACCCUCAGGAGGAGCAGUCCUACAACAACUACAUGUACAGCAAAUACGGUGAACGCUCCACAGAUGAAAACGACUAUGGCUGGGACUAUACCUACAAAGUACCACCGCGGGCAGAGUCCUACGACAGCUUCAUGGAUACCUGCAUGAAGAGGAACGACCUUCUGCAGGAUCAGGGCAGCGACUCCCAGGCCACACCUAACAACCAGAGGAACAACCCCCAGGAAGCCAACAGCCAGAGCCUGCCCAUCACUCCUGAGGUGGGAAACAGCAGUCCAGCUAGCAACCAGGAGGGAACAGACACAGUGAAGCCCCUCACCCCAGCCUCUGUGGAGAUAGCUGGAGAGGAUACGGGUAAGGAGGAGGAUGACAGCCUCACAGUGAGCAUUGAGGAGAUUGGCUACACUGCAUUGGUGGAGCAGCUGAAGAACCGUAAGUGUGUGGAGCUGUACAUGAACUACUCUGAGCGUUUCCUGGAGAAGCAGACAGCUGAACGUAGCAGCGACAGCAACAACAACAACAACAACAAGUAUGAGAACAGUCGCAGUAACCUCCUUAGCCAGGGGCUGGUACAGCUGAUAACCACCUUCCUCAUGGUCCUGAGCAGCACUCUCCUGCUGCAGUAAGACAGGAACACAUAGCCAUGUCCCAGUUGUAUGGAAUAGCUUCAUUUCCUAGUCACCCCUCCUCAAUAUGACACUGAUUUCUUGUGAGUAUAGGUUAAUUAAACAAGGUGUAGGUGGAGAUAUAACCAAUCCUUUAACUAAUCUGUGGUCAUGAAGGAAAGGGGACAAGGAAAGGAAGCCAGUGGAAAAUAACUUCCAGUGAACUUCCAGCAAAAUGAGGACCAAUAAAAAUAUGUACUGUAGGGGGUACUCGAGGACCGGAGUUGGGAACCACUGAUGUACAUGAUUCUUCACAUGGUAUUUGUACUUUAAGUGUUCGAUAUCUCAACACUAUUUCUAAAAUAAACCGAAACCAUCUGUCCUGCUUGUCUCUUACAGCUUAGUUCAGUCUCCUGCUAAAUAUGGAAUAACAGCAUUUUGUCUUAAGUCCAAAACCAUGAGUCAGUCGUGUAGACAAAGGGGAAGUAUAAAAGCAAAAGUAGCAAGUCUCAUCAGUACACCAUAUGCCUUUAAUUAAAUGCAGAUACACUAGAUAAACAAACAUUAUUACAGCACUUUUUUGCCACCAUAUAAGGUACUAUCAUCCGAUUAGGGGUUCAGUGUCUUUUUGCCAAAGUGGUUCCACAGAAAGCACAGACAAGCAUUAUGUUGACCGUUUGUCAUAUUAAAUCAAUUUUAUUCAUGCAUUUCCGUGUGCGUUAUACAUUUUUGUUGUAGCCCUGGAUAAACAUAACAGAUUCAACUCAUUGAGGGCCUGAUGAUUAGUUGACAAGUUGAAACAGGUGUGCUUUUCUGGGGCUACAAUAAAAAUGUGUACUGUUGGGGCUAUUAGAGGACCGGAGUUUGGAUCCACUGCUUUACAUAAUAGUUCACAUGAUAUUUGAAUUUGUACUCUAAAUGUUCGAUCUUAUGUGGUCUGCAGUAUUUGGUUUUAAAAGUUGCCUGUUUUGUAAAUACUUAUAAUAAUUAAGUAGGGAAUGGUCAGAGGUUUGUUAUUAAUCAAUCCCUAUUUCUGUUCCUAUUUUUCUUUUGUGCUCUCUUGUCCCAUCUCUCUACCUCCCCAUCUAGUCUUCCUCUUCAUGUCCUCCUGUCCCCUGGUUAUCAGAAGUGCACUUAUUUCUCUUGGCGAAUGGAUAUAAAUGACUCUUCUUUUUCCUUUUUUUUCAAGGAUGUAUUUAGUGAUUAACUCAUUUAUAUUGGUUUUAACAUAGAGAACAACAUGCAUUGUUUGAAUGUGUCUUUAAAAUAACCACUUUGUCAUGCUCAAACUCAAUGGGGAAUUUUACCAUUAACUUGCUGAAAUGACUGAUGUCUUCUUCCAUUUCCCAAGUACAGAAUGACCAAAAACAAAUAAAAAUAAAAACAAUCGCACUUCCUUUUGUGCUCAUUGAAAAUGUGCGGUCAUUCUCGUCUAGGAAAACAUGAGGGCAGUUACCAUAAUUAUCUCACAGAGCACAUAUAAGCUUUUAAAGACAUAUGUUACUAGGAAACUAGUUGCCUCAGGGAAAUUGCUACAGAACAGUCAUUACUGAGUGAGGAAAUCGAACAGACAUGGUUUGUGCCUGCCAGUUGGCAGCGUUACCAUUCCCAUACUGUGAAAUGAAUAAUGAUAAUUAAGCUAUCUUUACAACAGAGCACAAAUACCUAAACUCAUCUCAUUCACUAAAAAUAUGUAUUUGAUUUUGAACGGAAUACUACGCCUAUUAUUAAUUUAAAGCAAUUUUUUUGUGUUUCUGUGAUAAGAAAAAAAAACUUCCAAUAUUUUUCCAAUAUUUGCUGAAGCCUGGCACACAAUGCUUGUACUUGAAGUACUAUACUGUUGAGUUUAUUUUCAAGUAUUUUAAUCCAAAUGCAGAGGGAAGGCCUUUUCAUCUCUUAUUUACUGAUCCCCUCCCCUAUACUUAUCCAUGUCCCUAUAUGGUCCUGAACUUAACUACUGCCACAUGCAUAAUAAUUAACAUUAACAUAAUAAAGCAACUCACAGAAACAGAUAUACAACUCUAGACCAAAUGAAGAGACCACUGCAAAAUGAUCAGUUUCUCUGGUUGUACUAUUUAUAGGUAUUUGUUUGGGUAAAAUGAACAUUUUUUGUUUAAUUCUAUAAACUACUGACAACAUUUCUCCCAAAUUCCAGAUAAAAAUAUUGUCAUUUAGAGCACUUAUUUGCAGAAAAUGACAACUUGUCAAAAUAAUAAAACAGAUGCAGUGUUGUCAGACCAAAAUAAUGUGGCUUGUAGGCCUCCCCAGGUCUCACACCCACUGUGAAAUUUGGUCAAUCAAGGUGUGAAUGGAGGACCACCAGAUCAAGACCCUGUCAUGGCCAGCCCAAUCUCCAGACCUGAAUCCCAUUGAAAACCUCUGGACUGUGAUCAAUCCGAGCUGCUUGAAUGUUUUGUGCCAGGAGAGGUAUAAAGUCACCCAACAUCAAUGUGAAAGACUGGUGGAGAGCAUGCCAAGACACAUGAAAGCUGUGAUUGAAUAUCAGGUUUAUUCCACCAAAUAUUGACUUCUGAACUCUUCCAAACUUUAUUUUACUCGGCAAGUCAGUUAAGAACAAAUUCUUAUUUUCAACGACAGCCUAGGAACAGGGGGUUAACCGCCUGUUCAGGGGCAGAACAGGUCAGGGGUUUGAACUUGCAACCUUUUGGUUACUAGUUCAACGCUCUAACCACUAGGCUACCCUGUCACCCCAAAGUUGAAACAUUAGUAUGGUGUUGUUUUAAAAUUAAUAUGAACUUAUUUCCUUUGCAUUAUUCGAGGUCUUACAACACUGCUUCUUUUUUGUUAUUUUGACCAGUUGUCAUUUUCUGCAAAUAAAUGCUCUAAAUGACAAUAUUUUUAUCUGGAAUUUGGGAGAAAUGUUGUCAGUAGUUUAUAGAAUAAAAUUAAAAUGUUCAUUUUCCCCAAACAAAUACAGUGGGGCAAAAAAAGCAUUUAGUCAGCCACCAAUUGUGCAAGUUCUCCCACUUAAAAAGAUGAGAGAGAGGCCUGUAAUUUUCAUCAUAGGUACACUUAAACUAUGACAGACAAAAUGAGAAAAAAAAUCCUGAAAAUCACUUUGUAGCAUUUUUAAUGAAUGAAUUUGCAAAUUAUGGUGGAAAAUAAGUAUUUGAUCAAUAACAAAAGUUUAUCUCAAUACUUUGUUAUAUACCCUUUGUUGGCAAUGACAGAGGUCAAACGUUUUCUGUAAGUCUUCACAAGU